Lucilia cuprina (Australian sheep blowfly) is the source of this 1463-nucleotide messenger RNA. Its product is annotated as odorant receptor 45a-like. The transcript has 6 exons. NCBI's taxonomy places the organism in Eukaryota, Metazoa, Arthropoda, Insecta, Diptera, Calliphoridae. The record is from RefSeq and is a predicted model, not a curated record. Gene Ontology annotation, molecular function: odorant binding; olfactory receptor activity. Bases 47 to 1219 code for a protein of 390 amino acids. Gene Ontology annotation, cellular component: plasma membrane. Gene Ontology annotation, biological process: sensory perception of smell; detection of chemical stimulus involved in sensory perception of smell.
UAUCUAAACAAUUGCCAGUUCAAGUUAAAAAACAGCAAAACAACAAAUGGUCGUUAAACGUUACUUCUACAUACAAAAAUUAUCAUUUAAAUUGUGUGGUAUUGAUUCGCUAGCCACCAGACCAGAGGAUGUACUCAAACGUCCUCUCUUCUGUUAUGUACCAUUAUUUUUUGCCAUUACCCAUUUUCUGGCCAUUAUCCAUUAUGCAUUUGUCAAUCGUAAUGAUUAUGUUGAGGUAACCGAUUCAUUGGCACUUUCCUGUCAAACGCUUUUGGCAAUAUGGAAAAUGAUUAUAUUUCUAAUUAAACGUCGCCAAUUUGUGAGCAUUAUACAAAAAGUGCAUUCGGGUAAUUUAAAAGUCAAGCGUCUAGAAUUACCAAUAAUUUGUUCGGAAAAUUUGAAAGAUGUGAAAUUCAGCACAACAUAUUUUGUAUCUGUAGCAAUAGCAGGUGUUUUUGGUUUUGCUAAUCCAGUUAUUGAAGCUAUUUAUUUUUAUUUUACAACUGGGGAAUUGAUUUUACGGGUACCGUAUAAGGCGACUUACUUUUGGCCUCACACAAAAUUACCAGGCUAUUCGUUGGUAUUCAUUUGGAAUAUUCUCAGCAUCUAUAAUCUCUUUGGCAUAACAUUAGCCAUUGAUACACUAUUCACGUGGUUGGUCAGUAAUAUUUCGGCUCAAUUUCACAUACUCUGUUUUCGUUUUAAAAACACCGCCGAUAUAUAUAAAGAAGGAGAUUCAUUGAAAUUCUUGAAAAACAUUAAGUCAUGUAUACAAUUUCACAGUCAAACACUAGAGUUGACUGAGAAAUUAAAUCAAGUUUAUGGUGAAAUCAUUUUCAUUAAAUUCAUCAUUUCCUGUUCGGAAAUAUGUUGUUUGGUUUUUCGCUUAAGUCGUCCCAGUGAAUCAAUGGCUGCGGCAGCAUAUCAGUUUUUGUUUCUUGUAACGGUGGCAAUGCAAUUGAUUUUGUAUUGUUACAAUGGUCAGAGGAUAAGGGAUGAGAGUUUGCAAGUGGCGCCGGAAAUCUAUUUUGCAUUUGACUGGACUCAUUUACCAAAAUCAUGUAAAAAAUUACUUUUACUACCCAUGAUGCGCUCACAAAAAAGUAGUCAAUUAAAAGCAGUACUUUUUAUCGUGGACUUGAGUUUAUAUCUAUGGGUCUUUAAAACGGCUGGAUCUUUAAUAACAGCUCUGAAGACUUUAGAUGAAAAUCAAGAUUAAAAGUGGUGAAAUGGAUUUUUUUCUUUUAUUUUAUUAAAUCUAUUGACUAGAUGGUGGAAUACUCUAUGGGAUAGGCCAUCGUUAAGUUUACGGAAUAGUUUUUUAACACGUCUAUUGAAUGAUCUAUUGAUUAAACUAUUACAAGUCUACUGAGUUAUACAAUUAUAUUUCCUAGUCUAAUGACUAGUCUAUAGAAUAAUCUAUGAAGAAGUUUAUUGUGGAAAGUAUGUGACUUAUCUAUUGA